This is a messenger RNA of Chrysochloris asiatica (Cape golden mole), 2362 nucleotides long. RefSeq names its product FERM domain containing 6 (gene FRMD6). Gene Ontology annotation, cellular component: cytoplasmic side of apical plasma membrane; cytoskeleton. The record is from RefSeq and is a predicted model, not a curated record. Gene Ontology annotation, biological process: positive regulation of hippo signaling. The transcript has 14 exons. Bases 283 to 2151 code for a protein of 622 amino acids. NCBI's taxonomy places the organism in Eukaryota, Metazoa, Chordata, Mammalia, Afrosoricida, Chrysochloridae.
GGGGUGGGGCGGACGCGGAGCGCUCAUUCGGCUGCCCUGGCCCAGGGGCUGAGAGGAGCAGGGCAGACUCGGAGCGGGCUGGGAGAGACUGGGAGCUGACCGAGUCCGACGCUUUGUGCUUCGGACUUUCUGCGAGAUAUGAAAUCUACACAGCCAAGCACCACAAUGUUUCUCCUGUAUGACAUGUGAUGAGGAGGAGAGUUUGGCUUCGGAGUGCUCGGAACCUGAGGCAUUGCUGAGGACUUGGAGUCCAGCCCUGACCACCAGCAAGCCCACAACACCAUGAACAAAUUGAACUUUCAUAACAACAGAGUCAUGCAGGACCGCCGGAGUGUGUGUAUUUUCCUUCCCAAUGAUGAAUCUCUGAACAUCAUCAUAAAUGUUAAAAUUCUGUGUCAUCAGUUGCUGGUCCAGGUGUGUGACCUGCUCAGGCUAAAGGACUGUCACCUCUUUGGACUCAGUGUCAUACAAAAUAAUGAACAUGUAUAUAUGGAGUUAUCACAAAAGCUUUAUAAAUAUUGUCCAAAAGAAUGGAAGAAAGAGGCCAGCAAGGUACGCCAAUACGAAGUCACUUGGGGUAUUGACCAGUUUGGACCUCCUAUGAUCAUCCACUUCCGUGUACAGUACUAUGUGGAAAAUGGCAGAUUGAUCAGUGACAGAGCAGCAAUAUACUAUUAUUACUGGCACCUGAGAAAACAAGUUCUUCAUUCUCAGUGUGUGCUCCGAGAGGAGGCCUACUUCCUGCUGGCAGCCUUUGCCCUACAGGCUGAUCUUGGGAACUUCAAAAGGAAUAAACACUAUGGAAAAUACUUUGAGCCAGAGGCUUACUUCCCAUCUUGGGUUGUUUCCAAGAGGGGGAAGGACUACAUCCUGAAGCACAUUCCAAACAUGCACAAAGAUCAGUUUGCACUGACUGCUUCCGAAGCCCAUCUUAAAUAUAUCAAAGAGGCGGUCCGACUGGAUGAUGUCGCUGUUCAUUACUACAGAUUGUUUAAGGAUAAAAAAGAAAUUGAAGCUUCACUGACCCUUGGCUUGACGAUGCGGGGAAUACAGGUUUUCCAGAAUUUAGAUGAAGAGAAACAAUUACUUUAUGAUUUCCCCUGGACUAAUGUUGGAAAGCUGGUGUUUGUGGGUAAGAAAUUUGAGAUUUUGCCAGAUGGCUUGCCCUCAGCCCGGAAGCUCAUCUACUACACGGGGUGCCCCAUGCGCUCCAGACACCUCCUGCAACUGCUGAGCAACAGCCACCGCCUCUACAUGAAUCUGCAGCCUGUCCUGCGUCACAUUCGGAAGUUGGAGGAAAACGAAGAGAAGAAGCAGUACCGGGAAUCCUACAUCAGUGACAACCUGGACCUUGACAUGGACCAGCUUGAAAAGCGGUCGCGGGCCAGUGGGAGCAGCGCAGGCAGCAUGAAACACAAGCGCCUGUCUCGUCAUUCCACCGCCAGCCACAGCAGUUCCCACACUUCUGGCAUUGAGGCAGACACCAAGCCCCGAGACACGGGGCCAGAGGACAGCUGCUCAGGAAGUGCCAUUCACCGGAAGCUGAAAACCUGCAGCUCCAUGACCAGCCAUGGCAGCUCUCACACCUCAGGAGUGGAGAGUGGUGGGAAGGAUCGGAUGGAGGAGGACUCACAGGACGAUGAAAUCGAGAUGUUAGUUGAUGACCCCAGAGACCUGGAGCAGAUGACUGAAGAGUCCCUGGAAGUCAGCCCAGACAUGUGCAUCUAUAUCACCGAGGACAUGCUCAUGGCUCGGAAGCUGAACGGACACUCUGGAUUGGUUGUAAAAGAAAUUGGGUCUUCUACGUCCAGCUCCUCAGAAACAGUGGUCAAGCUUCGUGGACAGAGUACAGAUUCUCUUCCACAGACAAUAUGUCGAAAACCAAAGACUUCCACCGAUCGACACAGCUUGAGCCUCGAUGACAUCAGACUUUAUCAAAAAGACUUCUUGCGCAUCGCGGGCCUGUGUCAGGACACUGCUCAGAGCUACACUUUUGGAUGCAGCCAUGAACUGGAUGAGGAAGGCCUCUACUGCAACAGCUGCUUGGCUCAACAGUGCAUCAACAUCCAAGACACUUUUCCAGUCAAAAGAACCAGCAAAUACUUCUCUCUGGAUCUCACUCAUGAUGAAGUUCCAGAGUUCGUUGUAUAAAGUCCGUCCUCCUUCAGCCCUUACAGUAGGCCGCCUGCUGUUUGCUAGAGGCUAUGUAAGCCAUGGAUUCUUUUAACUGCUACUCAUGCCAUAUUUUCUUCACCCCAAACAUAGCUCACUCUUUAUAUUUGUGAUGAAAAUAAAAGCUUUGGGACAAUUGCACUUUAAGUAUUACACAAAGGUAAAACAACUACAGAGAGUGUGCAAAACA